Molecule: messenger RNA, 5518 nt
Organism: Rosa chinensis
Lineage: Eukaryota; Viridiplantae; Streptophyta; Magnoliopsida; Rosales; Rosaceae
Product: UDP-glucose:glycoprotein glucosyltransferase
Exons: 37
Coding region: 215-5092 (1625 amino acids)
Cellular component (GO): endoplasmic reticulum
Molecular function (GO): UDP-glucose:glycoprotein glucosyltransferase activity
Source: RefSeq, a predicted model, not a curated record
AAGAAAACGAAAAAGAAAAAGAAAAUAAAAAUUGGAACUGAGCACUCUACACGGCGAAGACCAAUAGAAACCAGUCUCCCUCCCACACUCUCUCUCUCUCUCCCGUCUUCGUCUUCUUCAGUUCAGUCAUCGCUCUCAUCUCUCUCACCCCAAAACCUAAAUAGAUACGCAGGCACCAUGUUGGAUCUCUGAAGGAUCCGAAUCUCAAACUGAAAUGGGGAGCCGUGCGUUUUGUGGUAUUAUCAUCUUGAUUUGUUUGGUUGGCUCGCUUUCGGUCUCGGUUUCAGCUCUGAAUCGGAGGCCCAAGAAUGUGCAGGUCGCCGUUCGGGCCAAGUGGUCCCCCACUCCAUUGCUCCUAGAAGCUGGUGAAUUGCUAUCUAGAGAACAGAAAGAUCAUUUUUGGGAAUUCGUUGACAUCUGGCAUCAUACUGAUAAGGAUGAUCUUGAUUCUUAUAAUGCUAAGGGUUGCCUAAAAAAAAUUUUGAAACAUGGGCUCUCUAUUUUGAGUGAACCAUUGGCUUCUUUAUUUGAAUUCUCUCUUACAUUGAGAUCUGCAUCCCCAAGAUUGGUGCUUUACCGGCAAUUAGCUGAAGAGUCUCUUUCAUCUUUCCCACCAGUUGAUGAAACUAAUUCAAGAAAUACCAGCGGAAAUUCAGAAACAAAUGACCACUUGGAAAGUCAAAAGUCAGAUCCUUUGAAUGUUGGUCUAAACCCAAGAAGUCCUAAUGGAAAAUGUUGUUGGGUGGAUACUGGAGACGCUCUGUUCUUUGAUGCUGUAGACUUAAAAAGUUGGCUUAACAGUCCUAGAGAUUCUUCUAGGGAUUCAUUUCAGCAGCCUGAACUCUUCGAAUUUGACCACAUCCACUUUGAUUCAAUUGUUGGAAGUCCAGUUGCUGUUCUUUAUGGAGCUCUUGGAACUGAGUGCUUUAGGGAGUUUCAUGUCACCCUAGUUGAAGCUGCAAAAGAGGGUAAUGUUAAGUAUGUGGUUAGGCAAGUAUUACCUUCUGGCUGCGAAGCAGAGAUUGACCGUUGUGGUGCUGUUGGUACAAAAGAUUCGUUAAACUUGGGUGGUUAUGGAGUUGAACUUGCUUUGAAGAACAUGGAAUAUAAGGCCAUGGAUGAUAGUGCAAUAAAGAAAGGUGUCACGUUAGAAGAUCCUCGGACUGAAGAUCUUAGCCAAGAAGUCAGAGGGUUUAUAUUCUCUAAAAUUCUGGAGCGUAAACCUGAACUCACAUCAGAGAUAAUGGCUUUUAGGGAUUAUCUUUUGUCAUCAACAGUAUCUGAUACACUUGAUGUUUGGGAACUAAAAGAUUUAGGACAUCAAACUGCACAGAGGAUAGUGCAUGCCACUGAUCCUCUGCAGUCAAUGCAAGAAAUUAAUCAAAACUUUCCCAGUGUUGUCUCUUCCUUAUCUCGCAUGAAGCUCAAUGAUUCAGUUAAAGAUGAAAUUACUGCAAACCAGAGAAUGAUUCCACCUGGAAAGUCCUUGAUGGCUCUGAAUGGUGCUUUAGUCAAUAUUGAAGAUAUUGACCUUUAUCUGUUGGUUGACUUGGUCCAUCAGGAUUUAUUAUUGGCUGAUCACUUUUCAAAGUUGAAGAUACCUCAUAGCACUGUACGGAAACUCCUGUCAACUCUGCCUCCUCCAGAAUCUAAUAUGUUGCGUGUAGAUUUUCGCUCAAAUCAUGUUCAUUAUUUAAAUAACUUGGAAGAAGAUGCUAUGUAUAAGCGUUGGAGGAGCAAUCUUAAUGAGAUUUUGAUGCCAGUGUUCCCUGGACAGCUACGUUAUAUACGCAAAAACCUUUUCCAUGCUGUUUCUGUUAUUGAUCCAUCAACUGUUUGUGGUCUUGAGUCUAUUGAUAUGCUUAUUUCUUUGUAUGAGAAUAACUUUCCCAUGAGAUUUGGGGUUGUACUGUACUCUUCGAAGUUGAUCAAGCAAAUUGAAACUAGCAGUGAUGAUAGUAAAAUUGAGGAGGAUAUAUCCAACCUGAUAAUACGCCUCUUUAUUUAUAUCAAGGAAAAUCAUGGAAUUCAAACAGCUUUCCAAUUUUUGAGCAAUAUAAAUAAAUUGCGGGUUGAGUCUGAUGGUUCGGCUGAUGAUCUUGAAAUGCACUAUGUAGAAGGAGCAUUUGUAGAAACAGUAUUACCAAAGGUAAAAUCUCCGCCUCAAGGCAUACUGCUGAAGCUGCAGAAGGAGCAAACUUACAAGGAACUUGCACAUGAAAGCACCAUGUUUGUCUUUAAGCUGGGCUUGGCUAAGCUGCAGUGCAGUUUGCUGAUGAAUGGACUCGUGUUGGAUUCUAGUGAGGAGGCUCUUAUAAAUUCCAUGAACGAUGAGAUGCCCAGAAUACAGGAGCAAGUAUACUAUGGCCAUAUAAAUUCUCAAACAAAUGUUCUUGACAAGUUUUUGUCAGAAAGUGGUACCACUCGCUAUAAUCCACAGAUUAUUGCCGGUGGAAAACCAAGGUUCACAUCUCUGUGCACAUCUGUUCUUGGAGGGGAAGGUGUCUUCAAUGAUAUUGGUUAUUUGCAUUCCCCCGAAACUGUGGAUGAUUUGAAGCCUGUGACUCAUCUUCUAGUGGUUGAUGUUGCAUCAAAGAAAGGGAUGAAGCUGCUUCAUGAAGCCUUACACUAUUUGAUUGAAGGGUCUAAUAGGGCUCGAGUAGGAGUGCUUUUCGGUGUCAAUCAGGGUGCUGAUCUUUCUAGUCUCCUUUUUGUUGAAGUAUUUCAAAUCACUGCAUCAUUGCACAGCCACAAGAAGGAUGUGUUACUUUUCUUGGAUCAGGUGUGCUCCUUGGUUGAACAUAAUCACAUGCUUGCACCGUCUGAAGGUGCGGAGAGCACUCAAGCAUUCAUAGAUAAAGUUUCUGAAUUGGCUGAGACAAAUGGAUUAUCAUCAAAGGCAUAUAAAUCAGCUCUUUCGGACUUUUCUGCUGACAAAUUGAGAAAACAGUUGAAUAAGGUGGCACAGUUUUUAUAUAGGCAACUUGGCCUUGAUUCUGGUGUUAAUGCAGUCAUUACUAACGGACGGGUAACGGUUGUAAAUGAGGAGAGCACACUGUUGAGCCAUGAUUUAAAUCUUCUUGAGUCUCUGGAGUUUACACAGAGAAUAAAGCAUAUUGUUGAAAUAAUAGAAGAAGUGAAGUGGCAGCAUGUGGAUCCAGACACACUGACAAGCAAAUUCAUUAGUGAUACUAUCAUGUUUGUGUCUUCUUCAAUGGCUAUGCGGGAUCGAAGUUCUGAAGGUGCACGCUUUGAGGUUUUGAAUGCAGAAUAUAGUGCCAUCGUUCUGAACAAUGAAAAUUCUAGUAUCCAUAUAGAUGCAGUUAUUGAUCCUUUAAGUCCAUCUGGCCAGAAGCUAUCAUCAAUUCUUCGGGUUCUAUGGAAAUAUGUUCAGCCUAGCAUGAGAAUUGUAUUAAAUCCGUUGAGUUCUCUUGUUGAUCUUCCUCUGAAGAAUUACUACAGAUAUGUAGUACCGACAGUGGAUGACUUCAGCAGCACUGACUACACAGUAAAUGGGCCAAAAGCCUUUUUUGCAAACAUGCCACUGUCCAAAACCCUCACUAUGAAUCUUGAUGUUCCUGAUCCAUGGCUUGUUGAGCCUGUUAUUGCAGUGCAUGACUUGGAUAAUAUUUUGCUUGAGAAUCUUGGUGAGACAAGAACAUUACAAGCUGUUUUUGAACUUGAAGCUCUUGUUUUGACGGGUCAUUGUUCUGAGAAAGAUCAUGAUCCGCCCAGAGGCCUUCAGUUAAUUAUUGGUACCAAGAGUGCACCCCAUUUGGUUGAUACUCUUGUGAUGGCCAAUCUGGGUUAUUGGCAAAUGAAAGUCUCUCCUGGUGUUUGGUACCUACAACUUGCUCCAGGAAGAAGUUCUGAGCUUUAUGUUUUAAAAGAGGAUGGUGAUGGAAGUGAGAGCAAAACAUUAUCAAAACGCAUCACCAUUAAUGAUCUGCGGGGUAGAGUAGUUCACCUGGAAGUAGUAAAGAAAAAGGGAAAGGAGCAUGAAAAAUUGCUGCUUUCUGAUGUUAAUGACAAGACACAGGAUGCUACCGAGGGAAGUAGCUGGAACUCCAACUUUAUAAAAUGGGCUUCUGGUUUAAUUGGUGGCAGUGAGCACUCAAAACAGAGUGAAAGUACUUUAUCGGAGAAAGGAAAAGGUGGGCGCCAUGGAAAAACAAUAAAUAUUUUUUCUAUUGCUUCUGGACACCUAUACGAACGGUUUUUGAAAAUCAUGAUUUUAAGUGUCUUGAAGAACACCCGUCGUCCAGUUAAAUUCUGGUUCAUAAAGAACUAUCUCUCUCCUCAGUUCAAGGAUGUGAUUCCACAUAUGGCUUAUGAAUAUGGCUUUGAGUAUCAGCUGAUCACCUACAAGUGGCCUACAUGGUUGCACAAGCAAAAAGAAAAGCAACGAAUUAUUUGGGCCUAUAAAAUUUUGUUCCUUGAUGUUAUAUUCCCCCUUUCGUUAGAAAAGGUCAUCUUUGUUGAUGCAGAUCAGAUCGUCAGGGCAGACAUGGGAGAACUCUAUGACAUGGAUAUAAAAGGAAGACCUCUGGCAUAUACUCCUUUCUGUGACAACAACAAGGAUAUGGAUGGAUAUCGGUUUUGGAGACAAGGUUUCUGGAAAGAACAUUUACGGGGGAGAUCUUAUCAUAUAAGUGCUUUGUAUGUCGUUGAUUUGAAGAAAUUUCGAGAGACUGCAGCAGGAGAUAAUCUGAGAGUUUUCUAUGAGACUCUUAGCAAGGACCCAAAUAGUCUAUCAAAUUUGGAUCAGGAUCUUCCAAACUAUGCUCAACAUACAGUGCCCAUAUUUUCAUUACCACAAGAAUGGCUGUGGUGUGAGUCAUGGUGUGGUAAUGCCACAAAAGCCAAAGCAAAAACCAUAGAUCUUUGCAACAACCCAAUGACAAAGGAACCCAAGCUCCAGGGUGCCAGAAGAAUAGUUUCUGAGUGGCCAGAUCUUGAUUUGGAGGCUAGGCAGUUCACUGCGAAAAUCUUAGGUGAUGAGGUCGCAAUCCAAGAACCUCCACCAGAUCCUAAUCAAUCAGGAUCAGUGAUGGACAGCCCACCAGACCUGGAAUCUAAGGCAGAGUUGUGAAUAUUUAAUAGCCUACAGUGUGCGUCAAUUAAAAUAGAGCAAUUAUUGAAAAGACCUAGGGUAGCAGGGUACACUUUAACAUGAUUUGACCUCAAGGGCUCAAGGUGACUGCCUUUAUACACUGAUCCUGUAUUCUAAACGAGAUUUUGGCUCAUCUUUGUUGGCAGCAAGAGCAUGAGACUACCGUCCAGGUCGAAAUGUGGUUUUCAAAUUAAGUUAUAUCCUUUCUGGGCACUUCAUUGUAUUGCUCUUUAGCUACUAGACUAGUUCAUGCUUAUUAGGCCGAAGAUGAACCUAGAACAGAACUUUGGAGUAAAUUGAUCUCAUAUGGUCAUUUCUAUCAAGAGUACAGCAAAUUUUGUAAACUUAAAUAUUUUUGAGACUAAAUAAGAGGGUCUCAUUUUUAGAUGGACGUUAUUGCAUCAA